UCGCUUCUAAGAGUCAGACUGGCGACAUCUUUCGCUCACGGUGGCCUCCCAAGCUUUACAUAUCCGGAAGCGUGUGAAUCCUGCAAGGCUUCCGUCAGGGACUACGACCGCACCUCCCAGGGGCACAAUACUUAUGGAUGGUCCCUGAUGUGUACUUCCGCAUCUGGGCCUUGAAAACUUUUCCUGCCACUUCGUUAUUUACAGAUUCCAGGAAUUGUCGGUCAUCCUCGGACGGAAUGCGGGUUUUCGAAAACCCGCUCUAAUUUCGCCCGUUGCAGGGUCAUGGAAUGACAGUACCCGAUGCACUCGUUUAAACUCGUCCACUCCUUCCUCUUGAUCACCUUUUUCGUAGGGAUAGGGUGUCUUGCUGCCACUGCAAAGCCUCCUUACUACAUCAUCUCCAAUGCCGAAACACCCUCUUUUGGUCGUCCGGGUCUGACCCCCGUCGGGAAGAGGAGGGCAGAGGAGUGCAUUCCAAACCUUUUUUCUAACCUCAAUAUUGGCCAAAUUAUCACCUGCAAAGUUGAUAAAGACGGUGAAGCCGGACAUGAAUGUCCCGCUGCUAACGCAACUAUAGUUCCACUUGCGAAAUUGCUCGGCUUGAACAUUACCACAUGCGGCACGGGCGAAGAGUCCAACGAUGAUUGUGUUCACGACAAGAUUCAUAAAUUCAACCUGAACAGUAACCAAUCCACAUUGAUUGCGUGGGGUGCUAGUGAUAUGGAUGACCUCGUUGAGAAUGCCGAUAUCAACGAUAAUGGUUUGGAUGAAGAUUUGCUUGGUCUGCACUCCGACCUCAUUUUAAUCAUUAACGGAGGCAAAACAAUCCAAAGCUCUAUGAACUGUACCGGAAUCGACGGUCCUGCGUAGACUAGUAUGGGUUUAUCAAGCCUCAAUAUCGAAUAAUUAUGUGUCCCGGGCCCUUUUCCUUCUGUAUGAAGAUACCAGAUGUGUCGUAAAGUACACAUGCACAAUGCAAAUGGUCGAUGGGCAUCGUGUUCCCGCAUUUGAGGAAUGGCAUUUCGGACAGAUGACUUCUUGCCUCUUGCCUCUUCGCUUGUGCCAGUUCCAGCUCAAUUGCAGUGUGAAAUACAUUCAACUGUUCAACUGAUGACUGAAAGAGCAACCAGUUGCGUCGGGCCGCGGGACGGAAGACGACGGAGUACUCAGCUGCAGAAACUAGUAUUAGGGAAAUAAGUACGAGUGAACAUACAAAACUGAAAGGAGUCCAGGGGUGAGAAAUAGAAAAGAGGAUUUGGAGCGAC
This is a messenger RNA of Marasmius oreades (fairy-ring Marasmius), 1265 nucleotides long. RefSeq lists its product as uncharacterized. The transcript has 5 exons. The record is from RefSeq and is a predicted model, not a curated record. Lineage: Eukaryota; Fungi; Basidiomycota; Agaricomycetes; Agaricales; Marasmiaceae. The coding region runs from base 301 to 870 and encodes 189 amino acids.